GAUCACUGACCAUAAUCGCCAAAGACAGUUUGGAUGCAGAGAAACAUCAGAGAUCAGUGAAGAGACUUCAUCCAGGUUUCACUCUGAAGAAUGGCAAACAUCUCUGUUAACACCACCCUCCUGAAUGAAACCAUUGACUAUUAUGAUGACCUUCUGGAUGAGUAUUAUGACGACUACAACACCCUCCUGAACGACAGCUAUGUUGACCCCUCUCAGGCUGAGUACCAUAGAUAUGUCAACUUCAUCAUGCAUGUAGUGACAUACAUCAUCAUUGGUAUCGGUCUCCCUUUGAUACUCAUGGCCAUCUAUGCUCUCUACUCUCAGGUAAAGAAUGGUCAUGUGGCUCCAAUCUACAUCAUCAACCUUCUCAUAUCUGACCUCAUUCAGUUCUGCUGUCUGAUCGUUGCUCAGUCAGAAACUGUGGGAUGGACCUUCACUGUGGACCGUACUUACAGUUGUGGUCUAUUAACUAGUGUUUGCUUCAUGGUGUGUAUUUCACUGGAAAGAUAUUUGGUCAUCGCCCACCCACUGUGGUACCGCUUCAGACGAACCAUCAGGAUCUCUGUGGCGGUCUGUGUUGUAGUCUGGAUCAUAUCUCUUGUCUUGAUUUUUACUGUGUUUCUCUGGGUUACUAAGUUUGUCUUAGACAUCAUCCUCUCCAUCUUCUUCAUCAUUCCCUUCCCACUGUUCAUAUUCUUCCUGGUUGGGACCCUCAGAGCUCUCUCUACUUCUGUCUCAGUCCCCUCUGGGGAAAAACAGAGAAUCGUGGCAAUCUUAGUCCUGGUGCUGCUGAUUUAUACUCUGCUGUUCCUGCCUUACGUUAUUUGGCUCACUGCAGGAACAUACACCCAUGAUAUCACUCUACCUUUUCUUUCCCUCAUGUUUGUAAGGCUGAGUCCACUUGCAGACUUACUUCUGUAUGUUUUCAUCAGAAAAGAGACCUUUGGGAAGCUUUGGACCUCUGUGUGCUGUUGCAGAAAAAAGAACAAUGACACCAACAACACCAACACAAUCAAUCUAGACCACAUGUAGACCAGUGGUUAUCAGUUAGGGGGGCGGAGCCAAGAAGUAGCUCAUUGAUCUGUUUUCAGAAGGUCACAAAU
Messenger RNA from Cheilinus undulatus (humphead wrasse), 1103 nucleotides. Its product is annotated as G-protein coupled receptor 4-like. The transcript is spliced from 4 exons. Gene Ontology annotation, molecular function: G protein-coupled receptor activity. The record is from RefSeq and is a predicted model, not a curated record. Gene Ontology annotation, cellular component: membrane. NCBI's taxonomy places the organism in Eukaryota, Metazoa, Chordata, Actinopteri, Labriformes, Labridae. Bases 91 to 1032 code for a protein of 313 amino acids. Gene Ontology annotation, biological process: phospholipase C-activating G protein-coupled receptor signaling pathway; positive regulation of Rho protein signal transduction.